This is a messenger RNA of Truncatella angustata, 1423 nucleotides long. Its product is annotated as PLC-like phosphodiesterase. Gene Ontology annotation, molecular function: phosphoric diester hydrolase activity. The coding region runs from base 208 to 1332 and encodes 374 amino acids. The transcript has 5 exons. NCBI's taxonomy places the organism in Eukaryota, Fungi, Ascomycota, Sordariomycetes, Amphisphaeriales, Sporocadaceae. Gene Ontology annotation, biological process: lipid metabolic process. The record is from RefSeq and is a predicted model, not a curated record.
CCGCAGCGGGAUUUUGCGGUACCGACUGUUGUGGCGCCAUCUAUAACGAAGUCUUGGCUUUCUUUACAAUAAAAUAUCACGACUUACAUCGCCGCUGGACCCAACCACUUGCGAACGAGUGUCAUUGCUUCGCGAUAUCAUUUUCGUCUAUCAUCAAACCGUGGCGCUCUAGUUCGCAGUAUCUCACUUCAUUGAAAUUCCGAGUAGAUGGUGGAGAGAACAGGUCGUUACAUCCAUAACUCCACUCACCAAUAUCUCCGUGUUAGAGGGUGCGGCGCCAUGACAGCCUUAGAGACUACACCAUGCCUUGGAUCAACGAAGGAGGCGUACGACAAAUCAUCAGCCAACCUAUCUGCAGCGUUGCUAUUGACACCAGCAGAUGGCGGGCAAGACGGGAAGCCGUUACGGCUUCCUCAGACCAUUGCACACCGUGGAUACAAAGUCGCAUUUCCGGAGAAUUCUAUGGCUGCCUUUCGGAGCGCGGUGGAGGUCGGCGCACAUGCGAUAGAGACAGACCUGCAUCUGUCGAGUGAUGGCGUAGUCGUCUUGUCACACGAUGCUUCACUCAAACGAUGUUUUGGUGAAGACAAGAAAAUCGCAGACUGCGACUGGAACUAUCUGAGCACACUGCGUACCGUACGCAAGCCCAGGCAGCCGCUACCUCGUUUCGUGGACCUUCUAGAGUAUAUGGCACAACCAGAUCAAGAACAUAUGUGGAUUCUGCUUGAUGUCAAGAAAGAUGAUGAUCCUACUGAGCUUCUGAGCCUUAUUACCUCGACUAUAGCUGCUGUACCCGCUAAGAGGCGAUGGGCAGAGCGUAUCAUAGUCGGUUGCUGGGAUGCGAAUUAUGUAAAAUUGGCUCUAGAUCUCCUCCCUGGUUUCCCGCUCACGUAUAUCGGUUGGAAUCUGGCAUAUGCCAACUCGCUUUUUCGAGUACCAAACAUGAGUUUCAAUCUACUCGCCCAAUCUGUGGCAGGACCAUGCGGAGACAGAUUCCUUCGCAAAGCUAGGAAAAACAACCGAGCAGUCUUUGUGUGGACCGUGAACAAUGAAAACUGGAUGGAAUGGAGUAUCAAGAAGAAUUUGGAUGGUGUAAUCACAGAUGACCCGAAACUGUUCUUGGAAGUGUGCGAUCGCUGGAAAGGAAAUCCCGAUAAACCCAGUAUACACAACAAAAGGCAACCCAGAGUCUCACAGCGGGUACGAUGGAAGGUCAGACAAGUCAUUGAAGUUGCAAUUUUCUACGUCUUGCUGUCACUUUAUUACAUGAAGUUGCUCGCUCUUGGAAACGCCAAUUCGAAGCAGCACGUUAAGAGAGCACUAGGGUACUAAAUGUGAGGGUAGAGAUGUACAGUAGAUAGUUAUACCUGAAGGUUCAAUGAGAGUAUACAGGACCAUCAUAUAUCAGACAUAUUUUAACACG